Cryptococcus amylolentus CBS 6039 is the source of this 1617-nucleotide messenger RNA. RefSeq names its product hydroxyethylthiazole kinase. Gene Ontology annotation, molecular function: magnesium ion binding; thiamine-phosphate diphosphorylase activity; ATP binding. The record is from RefSeq and is a predicted model, not a curated record. Bases 1 to 1617 code for a protein of 538 amino acids. Gene Ontology annotation, biological process: thiamine biosynthetic process. The transcript is spliced from 12 exons. Gene Ontology annotation, cellular component: cytoplasm. NCBI's taxonomy places the organism in Eukaryota, Fungi, Basidiomycota, Tremellomycetes, Tremellales, Cryptococcaceae.
AUGCCCAAAGCCACCCUCGACUACUCGCUCUACCUCGUCACCGGCAGGGAACUGCUUCCCCCUGGCAAGGAUUACUACGAAAGCCUCGAAGAAUCUCUCCAAGGCGGUGUCACUCUCGUCCAAGUUCGAGAGAAGAACUCCGAUACCGGGGAGUUCAUCGAUGUCGCCAGAAAGACCAAGGCUAUAUGCGACAAGUACAAUGUCCCUGUCCUCAUCAAUGACCGCAUUGACGUUCAUAUUGCUGUCGGCACUGCUGGUAUCCACGUCGGCCAGAGCGAUUGCCCCAUCGGCCUUGCGCGCAGCCUGGUCGGCCCCGAUGCCAUCAUCGGUCUCUCUGUCGGUAAUGUCGCCGAAGCUCAGCGAGCCAUCCAGCAAGGCGUCGACUAUGUGGGUAUCGGAGCCGUCUGGCCCACUGGUAGCAAGGAUGUCUCGAAGAAGAAGAAGCUGGGACCCGAUGGCGUGGGUGAAAUCUUGGAUCUACUUGCUCCUACUGGGAUCCAGAGUGUCGCUAUCGGCGGUAUUCACCUCCCCAACCUUGCGCAGCUCUUGCACGCAUCCAUCGCUCCCGACUCCCGCAACGCGCUUGAUGGUGUCGCCAUCAUCUCUGACAUCGUAGCGUCCAAGACUCCUCGCGAGGCCGCUCAAAGCUUGAAAGCGGUGACAGACUCGUUCAAGCGAGCUCGUAAGCAGUAUGCCAGUCUCGAGUCUGCUUUCGGCUCGACUCUCUACAAGCCCGGGAGGAGCGUGGAAAUUUUUGUAGAGCGAGCGGUGGAGCUCAUGGGCGUGGUCAAGGACACAAACCCUUUGGUGAACCAGAUGACCAACAAUGUUGUCAUAAACGACUCCGCCAAUGUGACCCUCGCUGUCGGUGCUUCCCCAAUUAUGGCCACCCAGCCUCGAGACGUCCACGAUCUGAGCCCUGCUAUCGACGCCCUUUUGAUCAACUUUGGGACCAUUACGGACAAAGAGGGUAUGCUGGUAGCCGGCAGACAAGCGAAUGUCAACCGCAAACCCAUAGUCUUCGACCCUGUCGCUAUAGGAGCAACAGCCUAUCGCCAGGAGACAUCACUCGAGCUCUUAUCCCAUUGGCAACCGACAAUCAUCAAGGGUAACGCCGGUGAAAUCGGCUACAUGGCAAAGUCUUCUGAAGUCACGAGUAAAGGUGUGGAUGCCGCUGGGCCCGGCUUCUCUGACCCUGCAGCUAUCGUCAAAGCUCUCGCUCGAACCAGGGCUGCCAUUGUCGUUCUCACUGGGGUGCACGACUACAUCUCUGACGGCGUGACGACCCUCAAGUUGAGCAAUGGUCAUCACUAUCUCGAGUGCAUCACCGGGUCCGGCUGUCAGCUCGGAUCCAUCAUUGCCUGCUUUGCGGGUGCUGCUAGGACGACGCACAUCACCAAGCACGGGGAAGAGUGGGAGAAGGAGAGUCAGUUGGUGCAGGGUGAUAUGCUGGGCGCUGCUGUGGCCGGCGUGUUGGUGUAUACUAUAGCGGCUGAGGUUGCUGGAGUCAGGUCUGACGUGAAGGGUCCUGGGACUUUCCGUGCGGCUCUCAUCGACGAGCUGUACAACCUUACGCCGGACGUGUUGCAGGCGCGGGCGAAGAUUGAGGUGGUGUAA